AGUAAAACCUGGUGAUCCUGCAGAAACACGCGCAUCGCUUGGCAACGCCGGCGUCGCCUACGCGCAGCACCGGGAGCACGUUGGUUUUCCUUCUGUUUGUUGUCGAAACAGAAAAUUAAUAUCAUGCCAGAGUCUGACGUCGACAAGUUCGACGGAAUGCUACUUGCCUUAGCUCAACAGCACGAAGGCGGAGUUCAGCAAUUACUGGACACCUUCUUCAGUUUCCUCGCAAGAAAAACAGAUUUCUACACGGGGGGUGGACCCGGCUCCGCUAAAAAGCUGAUUCUGGAGAAGUUCUCCAAGCACGAGGGACUGGCCCUGUCAGAGAAAGCCGCCAAGGAACAGAAGUCGAAGGAGGCCGAGGAGCGGCGCAAGGCCAAGAAAGCGGAGAGCAAGGAGAAGGAGGAGUGCACCGUGCAGGAGCUUACCGAGGAAGAGGCAGCGGCUCUGCAGAGGGAGUUGGACAGGGAAAAGGAGAAGGCAAAUAAAUCUACCUCACAAGAAAAAGAGGAAAGCUCAGAGAAAAGCAAGGAGGACUCGGAUGACGAAGACGAAAAGAACAAGGGAAAACUAAAGCCAAAUGCGGGAAAUGGUUGUGACCUGGAGAACUACAGGUGGACCCAGACUCUCUCCGAGAUUGAGCUCAGAGUACCCAUUCCAAGGAAUUUGAAGAUCAAGGCACGAGAUGUUGUCAUCGAUUUUGAAAAGAAGCACCUGAAAUUGGGCCUGAAAGGCUUCCCGCUGAUCAUCGACGGCGAGCUCUACAACAACAUCAAGGUGGAAGAGAGCUGUUGGAUCCUGGAAGACACAAAAACCAUCCUAGUCACAAUGGAAAAGGUCAACAAGAUGGAGUGGUGGAACCGUCUGGUCAUGACAGACCCCGAGCUGAACACCCAGAAAGUGAAUCCUGAGCCCUCAAAGUUGUCUGAUCUUGACGGAGAGACAAGAGGCAUGGUGGAGAAGAUGAUGUAUGACCAAAGGCAACGAGAGAUGGGCCUACCUACUUCUGAGGAGCAGAAGAAGCAAGAUGUCCUCAAGAAGUUUAUGGAGCAGCACCCCGAGAUGGACUUCUCCAAGUGCAAGUUCACAUGAUCGAGCUCUGUUCCCGCCAGCUGUAAUAGUGAUGCUUGUUUCUUAUAAAACUUUUCAGUGGCAAA
This is a messenger RNA of Ixodes scapularis (black-legged tick), 1157 nucleotides long. RefSeq names its product nuclear migration protein nudC (gene nudC). Gene Ontology annotation, cellular component: cytoplasm. Lineage: Eukaryota; Metazoa; Arthropoda; Arachnida; Ixodida; Ixodidae. The record is from RefSeq and is a predicted model, not a curated record. The transcript has 10 exons. The coding region runs from base 124 to 1092 and encodes 322 amino acids. Gene Ontology annotation, biological process: protein folding.